Molecule: messenger RNA, 2118 nt
Organism: Phycodurus eques (leafy seadragon)
Lineage: Eukaryota; Metazoa; Chordata; Actinopteri; Syngnathiformes; Syngnathidae
Gene: mkrn2os.2
Product: MKRN2 opposite strand, tandem duplicate 2
Exons: 4
Coding region: 143-1117 (324 amino acids)
Source: RefSeq, a predicted model, not a curated record
UUGGCUCCUGUUGCUACGGUUUCGCUCUGGGUUUCAUCAACCAGAUGCUGAUGUCACAGGGCAAGCAGCCAAUCAGCAGGGGCGCGCUUAUCACGUGACACCCGGGCGCCGUGCGAGAAGCUCGUCCGCCGCCCGCCCGUCCAUGGAGGAGCCCGGCGUGAUCCGCGUGCGGCACGAGUGCCUGAAGGACGUCUUCUGCUUCUCGUUGCCUCAACUUUGUCCGGCUUGCGGCGAGCGUCUGGCGGGACGACGCCUGCGGGAGCCGCCGGUCAGCAUUCCCAACCCGCUCUGCGACGGAUACAAGACGCCGUGCUGCCUCCUCGUUGCGCCUGCGGACCGCAACGCCGACAGAGACUUUGACGGGACGUCGGAACUUCACACGGGGAUCGCCAACACUUCAGGCGUGGUGUACAACUACACGGAGAGGGGCGUGGUCCGAGACCAGAGCGGCUGGCUCGGCUGCGUGAGCGUCCCCCUGGUGAGACCCGACACCUUCCACCUCCUUGCCCAGUGGGACCGGUACCUGGAGCAGUUCUCACGCGGACCCCUGUGGGACCCCACCUGGCACAGGUACACGCACGCGUCCGGAGAAGAUCUGGCAGCCGCGACCGGUCGCCUUCAGUUCUUAUCGGGUCUUGUGCAGAGAGAAUGGUUUAGGCUCAAGAGUCCACCCCUCAGGUCGGUCUGGUGGCCAUCCAGGCCACCCGAGGUGAGGCGCUUGGCUGAGCGGUUCAGGAGGUCGUCCAGGAGCCCAAGCACCAGGGUCUUUACAGGGCCAUUCGGGCCCUGUAAAGGGCGGACCAAUGGUAAUGCAGGGGCCAGGGGAAUAGGGACGGGAGACGGCCGCUGGACGAGCGCCGCCGGAGCCGGGACGGGUGGCAGAACAGGAGCCUGGCGAGGCCGCCGAGGAGCCGGAACGGGGCCUGCGGUCGCUUGCUCGGCCCGGCGUCAUCGAGGUUUGGGAGUAAAGGGUACGGGAGGGGCAGAGUGCACAGGGACUCGGGAAUGUGAACUAGGAAAAAUGGCUGGUACUGAACAUGGUGGCUCGGGGGAAGGUUUGAAUAGACGUGACUUAAUUGGAGCCGUGGAACGACGUGUGAGAACGGGUGAAAAAUGAAGUGACUUGGGAACAGAGGAAAAAAACGAGGGGGCAGAAUUUGACCUUUACUUGGGCGCCUCCGUGGGCCACCACGUGGCGGUCCCGGGUACAUGGCCAAGAAAAGGUCUGAGGGAAAGGAUUAGGACUCACUGGGGUUGGAAACGGGGAGAGGUGACAAAAACUGACGAGGACGGGAUAAACUAGGGAAGGAACCAGAAAAAUCUAAAUCUGUGUCAGAGUCAGAAUCAGGCAGGAGGUUAACUAAAUCGGGGCCAUCUUCACAAUCAGAAAAAUCGGAAUCUAAAAAGCAUGUGGAUGUAAAAUAGUAGGGCAUGGUGAAUAACUAGGACACGUGGGGGCUCCCACUUAACAGGAAUGAAGAUUUGACAGGAAGCUGCUAAUUAGGUUAAGGUCCACUCGACGUACACCAGGCCUUGCCCAAGUCGCCGUCUCACAGCAGCGCAGCGUUGAGGUGCGGGAGUUCUCAAGUGGUCGCGAGUCUCUGCGGCGCCUCGAUUUGCAGAGCGCAGGUCCGCUACAGCAUUUCAUCCACGGGUUACCCGAAUAACCCAAAACGGGCCGAUGCAUUCCUAAAGUUGGACCGACCCAACGAGCGGUUAUUUUAGACCAGCUAGUCUGGCUUAGGGGGUUCGACCCUGCGUGUUGGGUUGGGGCUGUCUACCCCAAAAUGGGUGGAACGCGACCCUGCCGUUGGGUCGAAUGUGAUCUUGCUGUUAGAUUGGUCAAAUGUGAAACAAAAAGUGGUCUAAAACAUAAUAAUAACAAAUACAUUAUUAAUCCCACUGUUUUUUGGCCCCACUUUGAUGUUGCUGCAUCAUACAUAGCCAGCCAAAACGGUUUCUUCUGGAAAAGUAUUUUCGAGUUAGCAUUGCUAACAUCCAACCAUCCAUCUUCUGAGCCGCUUCUCCUCACGCGGGUCGCGGGCGUGCUGGAGCCUAUCCCACACAAGGUUUUCGUCCCAAGAGGAGGAUCAAGACCCAAGUGAAGGUUUUAGUACU